Molecule: messenger RNA, 638 nt
Organism: Cajanus cajan (pigeon pea)
Lineage: Eukaryota; Viridiplantae; Streptophyta; Magnoliopsida; Fabales; Fabaceae
Source: RefSeq, a predicted model, not a curated record
GAUAACUUGAAUCACAGCUCCACCGGACUUUAUUAAAAAUUUUGGCAUCAGGUCCGUUCAGAAAUCAGAACAUCUCAAAUCUGAGGCAAAGAAUGUCGGCAAUGUUCAUCAGAGCAGAAAACGUCGUCGUUUCCGAUAACUAAGUCACAUUCUCUCUCUCUCUCUCUCUCUCUCCAAUGAGGCCGCACAAGCAAGUACCCUCCGUUAACCGGAGACCCACCGUUCUGUAUCUGGUGUGUGCGGCUGCAUUCUUCUCCCUGUUCCUCUUCUACCUCCAAUCCUCUUUCUUCGCAGGCUCUCUCUAUUCGGAUCGCAACUCCGAAACAAUCCGCGUCUUGUCUAACUUCCAGUCCACUGUUCAGCACUGUGUUGAUAACAGGGGGCUUGGACUCACUGCACAUGUUGUUGAUCAUUGCAAAUUGAUCCUUAAAUACCCCAAAGAUACCAACAGCACUUGGUACAAUACGCAGUUUAACAAAUUUGAGGAUUUGGAGUACCAUUAUGAUGUGUGUGAGACAAUCCUACUGUGGGAACAGUAUCGGAACAUGACUACGGUGUUGACCAGAGAGUAUCUUGAUGCUCGCCCUGGUGGUUGGAUGGAUUAUGCUCCACUAAGGAUAGCGCAAUUGUAUGGAUCU